AUGGCACAACAACAAUACAACAAGAGCAAAAAGAAGUUCAUCGACCGCCGAGAGGCUAAGUCAGCCGAUAUCAAGAGGGCACUUACCCAUCGUGCUCGUUUGAGAAAAAAUUACUUUAAACUAUUGAAAGAUGAAGGGCUAGAAGAACAUAGUAAGGACAAACAGGAAAGUGAAGAUGAGAGUAGUGAUGAAGAGGGACAUAGUGAAGAUGAGGAAACUGAAACACGUGAAUCAAAGCUAGCAAAAUCCAAGCCCGCAAGUUUUGCCGAAAGAGCCGCUAUUGCCAAACAAAGAAAAGCGGAAAAACGACAAGAACGAUUGCUGAAAAUACAAGAAAAGCUAACUAACGUUGCCAGACAAGAAAAGAUUAGAGAGUUGAAAAAGAAGGAAUUGAGUCAGAAAAACAAGCGUGGACAACCGGUAAUGGGACCUAGGAUAAACAAUUUACUAGAAAAGAUAAAAAAGAAUAAUGAAUAA
This is a messenger RNA of Lodderomyces margitis, 477 nucleotides long. RefSeq names its product Fyv5p (gene FYV5). The record is from RefSeq and is a predicted model, not a curated record. The transcript has a single exon. Lineage: Eukaryota; Fungi; Ascomycota; Pichiomycetes; Serinales; Debaryomycetaceae. Bases 1 to 477 code for a protein of 158 amino acids.